Messenger RNA from Phytophthora nicotianae INRA-310, 156 nucleotides. RefSeq lists its product as hypothetical. Bases 1 to 156 code for a protein of 51 amino acids. NCBI's taxonomy places the organism in Eukaryota, Oomycota, Peronosporomycetes, Peronosporales, Peronosporaceae. The transcript has a single exon. The record is from RefSeq and is a predicted model, not a curated record.
AUGACGUUGAUGGAUCUCGUGGACAAGGAAGGCGUGGCGCACGAGUUACAACCCUCGUUGGGAAUGACGAACGUGUGGAUGAUGGUGUCAACCACAGAGAUCGUCGACGUUGUGCUCGCACAGCCGAGCACAGUGUUGCAGUACAUCAAACUGUAA